UAUCAAAAAAAAAAAAAAAGUGUGAAAUACAGAGUAACUGAGAUCUUCUUCAACCUAUCUUCUUCAACCUAAUUUCAGUUUUCUGGCGGAAAAACUUUGAUACAAUCAGCAAGUUUGCUUGGGAAACGUGAAUAUUAGAUUGAAAUCUCGUUUCCCAUUCGUUUCAAACACGUCUCCAUUUUUCUGAAACGGUUUCGGCGCGCGUUUCCCGGUUUCCCCGUUCCAGGACGUUUCGGAAACGGCACAAUGGAGAUAGAUGAAGAAACUCCUUCUGCUUCAGCUGCUGAACCAACUCCUCCGGGGGCUGAUGCUGACAUGAUGGCUACUUCAGUUCCAGCUACUGCAAUCACUGGUCCUGGGAGCCAGUCACUAUCUACUAUCCCCACAUCUGUUGUUCUCCCACCUGCAGGUGUCCCUCCGUCAGUUCCUCCUACAGUUAUCCCUUUGUCAGCUCCACCUCCGGUGCUUGUCCCACCAAUGGCUCCUUUACCUGCUGUACCUCCUGCAAUGCCUAGACCAUUAGCUCCUCUACCUGUCCGCCCCCCUGUUACGCAAAAUGGUGAGGUAAAGGCAAGUGACACAGACUCUGAUGAUGAUGAUCAAGAUUCUGAUAUGGGUGUGGAGGGUUCCUCUGCUGGUUAUGAAAUCACAGAGGAAAGUCGCCAGGUAAGGGAACGGCAGGAGAAAGCUAUGCGUGAGUUCAUGAUGAAACGGCGUGCUGCUGCUCUAGCUGUUCCCACAAACGAUAUGUCUGUGCGGACUCGGCUUCGGCGGCUUGGUGAACCUAUUACUCUCUUUGGAGAGAGAGAGAUGGAAAGACGGGACCGGCUCCGGAUGCUUAUGGCUAAGCUUGAUGCUGAGGGGCAAUUGGAAAAGCUGAUGAAAGCCCAUGAGGAAGAGGAGGAAGCAGCUUCAGCUAAGGAUGAGGUUGAAGAAGAAAUGCUUCAGUAUCCAUUUUAUACGGAAGGGACCCAAGAAUUACUGGAUGCUCGUAAGUUUUUAGUUAAGUUCUCUAUUGUCAGAGCAUCUCAGCGUCUGCAGCGUGCAAGGAGAAAAAGGGAUGAUCCAGAUGAAGAUGAGGAUGCUGAAAUCGAUUGGGCUCUUAGACAGGCAGGAACUUUUGUUCUUGAUUCCAGUGAGAUUGGUGAUGACCGCCCACUUUGUGGAUGUUCAUUUUCAAAAGAUGGGAAUUCACUUGCUACCUGCUCUGUUAGCGGGGUUGCCAAGAUAUGGAGUAUGCCUGAGGUGAAGAAGGUCUCUGCCUUGAAGGGACACACUGUGCAUGCUACUGAUGUUGCAUUUUCUCCUGUAAGUGACAAUGUAGCAACUGCCUCAGCUGAUCGUACUGCAAAGUUGUGGAACACAGAUGGCACUUUAUUGAGAACAUUUGAAGGUCAUUUAGACCGCCUAGCUCGUAUUGCCUUCCAUCCAUCUGGGAAGUACUUGGGCACUACAAGUUUUGACAAAACUUGGCGUUUGUGGGAUAUCGAAAGUGGUGCUGAGUUGCUUCUUCAAGAAGGCCAUAGCAGGAGUGUUUAUGCCAUAUCUUUCCAUCCGGAUGGAUCAUUGGUAGCAUCAUGUGGACUGGAUUCUCUUACACGUGUCUGGGAUCUUCGAACAGGGAGAAGUAUUCUUGCUUUGGAAGGCCACAUCAAACCUGUUUAUGGAGUUGAUUUCUCUCCUAAUGGCUAUCAUUUGGCCACUGGUUCUGAGGAUAACACUUGUCGGAUUUGGGACUUGAGAAAGAAAAAGUCAUUGUACAUAAUUCCUGCCCAUUCAAAGCUUAUUUCACAGGUCAAAUUUGAGCCUCAGGAGGGAUAUUAUUUGGUCACUGCUUCAUAUGAUACAACUGUUAAGGUAUGGUCAUCUCGAGACUUCAAGCUUAUCAGGACAUUGUCAGGACAUGAAGCAAGAGUUACAUCCUUAGAUGUCACAGGAGGUGAGAUACAGGGGUGUAGGUGGUUUGUGUGUGGCUUGAGGGUGGUUUGUGUGUGGCUUGAGGGUGGUUUUGUGGUAGUUUCGAGUGGUUUAUGCCUUUAUGGUGAUUUUGAGUGGUUUCGGGAUGGUUUCAUGGUGGUAGGGGCAGUUUACGGUGUUGGGAGGGUGGUUUCGGGGGUAUAGCUGGUGGUCUGGGAGGUGGACAAUGGUGGGUGGUGGGUCGAUGGUGGUAAGGUGGUUCCAGGUGGGUGUUGCUGCGGUGGAUACACGGUGAGUGGGUUGACUGGUGAGGGUGUUGCAGGUGGUGGAUGGUGUUCCAUGGUUGGUCCAGGGUGUUGCAGGUGGUGGAUGGUGUUCCAUGGUUGGUCCAGGGUGUUGCAGGUGGUGGAUGGUGUUCCAUGGUUGGUCCAGGGUGUUGAAGGAAAGGGAAUGGAAAAACCUGGGGGGUAGGGUAUCAAUGUAGAGGCCUUUAGGGGUAAGUGAAAAAGAAAAAGAGGUAAAGGACUAAAAGGGAAUGACAAACAAUAACAAAGGGAAUCAUCCAAGUUGAUUCUCUUACCCAUACAUGAAUACCAAACGACCCCUAACCCCUAACUGUGUUGAUCAUGGAAUGGUUUGAAGAUCAUAAGCAGUUUUAUAUGUACGCACCUAUGAUUCUAUGAGUGUCUGAGUUUGGUGAUCGUACCAGUAGGUCUCAGAAUCAAAAGUGUUAAAUUAAACCUCAUGAAUGAUUAAGCUGAUUCUGAACACGUAGAGACCUUAUUAACUUAGGACAGUAAUAUUUCUGAUAUAACUGGUUUUUGUGUUGAUCUUCUCUUCUAAACUUGAUAUAGUUGAAUAAUAUGUCUAAGCUAUGCUGUGAUAAUCAGCUUAUACGUGUUGUCUUAAUUUGGAACCUUUUUAACGACUAGCUGAGUUAUACUAGUACUCGGGCACUAUCACAUUGAAUAAUGAUUAAGAAGUGGGAUCGUUUUAUCCCAUAAUGCAGUUAAUCUUGCUUAUUUAUGUAUUUUAGUAGAAUUUGGUAUUUCAAGUACGUGUUGUUUCUUAGAGGAUAUAUGUUUUGCUUGCACUUUAUAUCUUGAUUUGCUUGGCAGAUGGGCAGUGCAUCGCUACAGUUGGGCACGAUCGGACGAUCAAGCUCUGGUCGAGCAGUGUCCCUUCUGAAGAGAAGUCGAUGGACUUGGACUGAGGCAAUUUUGUACUGUUCUAACUGACCUGAUAACUGACAGUGGGUUGUAACCGUUGUAUUGGGUGAUUGUCUUUAGCUGUUUUUAUGAAAUGUUAAAUCAGUUAUCUAUUAGCGAUUAGUUUUACAGUAGGUAAUGAAAUUACAUGUAAGGAUAUGAGUAUAAUUUCACUGGUUAUUUAGUA
Molecule: messenger RNA, 3312 nt
Organism: Spinacia oleracea (spinach)
Lineage: Eukaryota; Viridiplantae; Streptophyta; Magnoliopsida; Caryophyllales; Amaranthaceae
Product: U4/U6 small nuclear ribonucleoprotein PRP4-like protein
Exons: 6
Coding region: 247-2121 (624 amino acids)
Biological process (GO): mRNA splicing, via spliceosome
Cellular component (GO): U4/U6 x U5 tri-snRNP complex
Molecular function (GO): protein binding; U6 snRNA binding; U4 snRNA binding
Source: RefSeq, a predicted model, not a curated record